AUGAGUCAUUCGUAUGUAACACUAGAGGGAGAAUUCAAAGAAUAUUCAUUACCUUCAGCUCCAAGACUACCGCCACCACCAGAGAUACCACCACCCCCUCCACCACAUUCUGAUACAUCUAAUAUGAAUAAAAUCGAUGUCAAGUACUUGAAGCCCCUACCUCCUUCUAAUGGGCCAGUGCAACGACAAGAUCAAAACUAUACACAUCACCAGCAAGAUGAAUUACAGCUGAAACAUUCUUCUAUAACUUCGAGUAUUUCUGAAUCAGACAUUAAAUAUUAUUAUGUGAAACUUAUUAAUUAUGAAUUUAGACAUUUACAAUUAGAUACCAAAAUGCAUUCGAAAUCUUUAUUUGAUUUAAUCGAUUAUUGUGAAUUAUUAUAUGAACAAUCUAGCCCUUUAUUAUCAUCCACAAACUCAAACGAUCACUUGCAAGGAUUGAAAUUAUAUACUAAGGGAUACUUAAUAUUCAAUUAUUUUAUCAAUAGUUUCAUUAUUAUGCAUUUUAAAGGAUUUGAUUCCUUUAUUGAAACAAAUGAACAAGACUUUAUAAUAUAUUUGAACAUUUUUGCAUUUUAUAACACUCAUGAUUAUUUCCAAAAUGGAAUAUAUUCAAUAAGUUCAGAUCAAUUGAGAAAUUAUGUAAAGGAAUAUUUGGUAGAUAAGAAAUUAUUGAGUUUUAAUAUCGAGGAUUUGUAUAAUUGGUUAAACGAGUACAUUAAUUACUUGAAAGAAAAGGAUCAAGAGGAUAUUAAUAUCAGUAAUCUUAGUAUUCAAGAUGGGGCUUCGCUGCCUAAUGAUAGAAGAAGUGUUUCCAGUGUGCUCUCAAGUGAAGGGGAAUCUAUCGAUGAUUUUGAAAUGAGAUAUCCAUCAUUAAAAUCCCCAACCAGAAAGGACCCGCCUCCUGCGUCUCCUCCUCCAGUUCCAAGAGAAAUUCCCGAGAUAUUACUCGAAAAAUCAUAUUCACAAUCUGCCGAUGCUAUCACUAGUUCGCGUAAAUACACAAAACCACCACCCCCAGCCCCACCCGCAGCGCCUCCACCACCUCGACCUCCAGUCACACAAGAUAAUAAUAAUAAAUAUUUAGGACGACCCAUGUUUGGAAAUCAAGGAUUAUCUAAAAGUCAAAAUAAUUUACCAUAUCCUAAAGUUGACCAAAUCCCAUAUCCAGCCAGUGAAGGUACCUUCGAGACAAGUAAUAAUCCUUUUUAUACAAGAUCAAGGGCAGAAACUCCCGAUGGACAGUUUAGACAUCUGCAAACAAUGAGUCAAUUGCCAAAUCCAAAUCAAUUCCAAAAUGGGAACAUUUCAAAUGGAAGCACACUCCCUCCUCCUGUUCGAUAUCUGAAUUCACAUACUCCGCAACCACAACAAUAUCAAAACAAUCAACUUUAUCAGAAUAAUUUCCAACCAUUUACAUAUGCAACCAGUCCUCCUCAUAGUGAAUUACAUACACCUCAUGCAUAUACUCAACCACAAGUUAGUGAAUAUCAUUACAAUGCUAACCUGAUUAUGUCCCCACAACAGCAGCACCAACAAUAUAUGAUUUCACAACAUGAACAACUAAAAAUGCAACGAGUUAAUAUGUUGAAAGAAAAUGCAGUAUGUGGAAUGAGAAACUUUGGAUCAUCAUGUUAUAUCAACUCAACAAUACAAUUAUUAUUUGGAAUCUAUUCUUUCAAAAAGAUCUUUACUAAUGGAUUUCAGAAAUAUAUUAAGGAUGAGAAAUAUUUACGUAUCUUGGCCCAUCCUGAUUCUCACAAGAAAGAUUGUGUAUUAUUAGCAGAAGCGAUUUCUGGAUUAUUAAGAACAUUUCAACAGAAUGGAAGUUUAUCCAUUUCACCUACUAAAUUCAUUCGAGUUAAUUCAUUGAUAAAACCAGAUUUUAACAUUCCUCAUGAACAACAAGAUGCCCAGGAAUAUUUAUUAUUUUUAUUGGAAAGACUUCAUGACGAAUUAGCUGAUAAGCAACCUCAUUCACAAUAUGAUGUGGAAGAUUAUAUAAGAAAAUGGAAAAUUAAUAUAAACGUUAAAGAUAAAGGAGAAUAUUUAAAAUGGUGUAAUUCAUUACUUCAACAUGAAGGAACAUCACCUGUUCAUGAUUUAUUUCAAGGUCAUUUACAAAAUAAAUUAGCUUGUACUAAAUGUGGAUAUGAAUCUAUUAGUUAUUCACCAUUUAGUAUUUUAUCAUUACCGAUUCCAAGUAGUAGAAAUGCUCAUAAUGUGGUUAAUUUAGCUGAUUGUUUGAGAUAUUAUACCCAAGAUGAAGUCUUAUCUGGUGAGAAUGCAUGGCAUUGUCCUAAAUGUCACGGAGAGUCCGAUCCUCAAGAAGGUCAUUUGUUGGAUGAUCAUCCAGUAUUCACUACAAAGAGAUCAGGGAUUUUUAGACUUGGUAAAAAGAGCAAAUCAUCUGGGAAUUCGAAAAAAUCGAAAUCAAGUAAUGGAAGUAGUAAUAACCAAAAACAACUUUCAACAACUAUAUCUACAAAGAGUUUGAAUUUUAUUAAAUUACCUCAGAUAUUAUUGAUUCAUUUAGCCAGGUUUUCAAUGUAUAACCUAACAGAUAAACUAGAUACCAUGAUAAAAUAUCCAUUAAAUUUAAAAUUCAAUAAUAAUGGACAUGAAAUCGUCUAUAAAUUAUCAGGAAUAAUUAAUCAUUUUGGAAAUUUGAAAAGUGGACAUUAUACCGCAUUAGUCAAUAAGUCACUUGUGAAUCUUCCCAAGGGGUCGGGAAAUGGGAUGGAAAAUCUCAUGCAUCCAUUCUGGUGUUUGUUUGAUGACGAGAAUGUGAAGUCAAAUGUAGCUAAUGGAAGCUUGCAUCCUCCAUAUGAUGAAUUGACUUCUCAGGAUGUUUAUGUAUUAUGUUAUGAACGAGUAUAG
Molecule: messenger RNA, 2880 nt
Organism: Hemisphaericaspora subhashii
Lineage: Eukaryota; Fungi; Ascomycota; Pichiomycetes; Serinales; Debaryomycetaceae
Product: ubiquitin-specific protease
Exons: 1
Coding region: 1-2880 (959 amino acids)
Biological process (GO): protein deubiquitination
Molecular function (GO): cysteine-type deubiquitinase activity
Source: RefSeq, a predicted model, not a curated record